UCGGUGCUUUUUCUUGUAGCGUCUUCGAAUGCCAUGCUCUGCUCAUAGGUGUUUCAUCCGCCUUAGGUCUGUUAUUCUUUUUUUAAGAAGGCUUUAUGAAACGCUGAACAGCGCGCACGCUGCAUUGCAGCGAAUGAUGGUGGUGACACAGUAGCCUAAUACUCGCUGCGCGUAACGGUAGCUGCCUGGUUACGUCUGCUUCAGGCCGGCCGGCCGGCUGGCCGGUCCUCAUUUGCACAGACACCCUUUAGAGGCAGACAAGUGAGCGUGAUAAUGCUGUUGCUACAGCUGCUGUCGUGUUUCUGUAGUUGUGGUCCAUGUUUUCAAGUUAGGCUAGCUCGCACUCUGCCCGUGUGUGCAUAGCAGUCACGCUUAUCGGCUGCAGCACUACCGGUAGUAGGCAAGAGGACUCAAGAUCGGCUUAGCGGUGCGAGUCUGAGGAAGAAGCGUGGCGACACCGACCUCGAGACAGCCGCGGCAACGCCCGGUUUGCUGGACGUGGACUGCAAAUCGGAAAUUGCUAUUAGGUUGCUUCCGGCCUGCUGCUGUAGCUGAGCGCCUAUUGCUUAGGCCUACAAUAAUUGUCUUACUGCACUUUUACCUUCGUAAGAUUAGCUUUGUGCGCGUGUUUGGUGAACGGUGGGGGGGCUGUCGUUUAACCACGAGUCGACGUCAGACGCACAAGAAUAUUGUGGUUGUUUCUGAGAGCAAAUCGAGUCUCGUGAUUAUGACCCGAAUGUGAGAAAAACGUCACUAACUUUUGUUGUAUUGCAGCUUGUGUCGUAAUAAGUAUAUUGGUUGCGCUCGGUUAUGCCGUGAGGAAGGGUUUCCAUAGCGUCGAGAUAUCCAGUGCAGUGGCUAUUUGUUAGAUAUGCCCCAAAGGGGUCUUAAAGCUAAUUUUUUUCAAUAGAAUAUCAUCUUAAUUCUAUUUGCUCCGGCCUAAGAGACUAGCUGUGCUAAAUUAAAAAAUUCGACGCACAUUCAAGCUAUGCAGCGGUCAGGUACAUCGACUCGCAGACCAACGGUUGCGCCUCCCGUGCCUCCCGCUGGUGUGAGCCCUGGGGGUGCGGCCCCUGAAUACCAAUGUGAAUUGUGCAAGUCAACACGAGCAGCUAUUCGUUGCGACCGCUGUGAAAACCAAGUGUUCUGUCUUCAAUGCGACGAUAUUUUCCACCGACACCCAAAACGGAAAUCACAUUUACGCAAGUCCGUGGAACAACAUGACGCCUCCGUUCGGCCACCUCAAUCGUCGUCCGCUACAGUUUCACAGAUGUCUGGUCAUACUGUUGUAGCCAGUACCCCGUUUUGGAAACAGCAGCCUCUGUCGCAGCCAAAUGUUCCGCCAAGAAAAAAGAAACCAUUUUCAUUGCUGACCAACCUAAUGCGGGGAAAGUCGGAAGUUGCGAUACCCGAGGAGAUCGAAAAACGCGGGACGAUCUCUUCGAAACUGGGCAGCCUCAAGCGUUUCAUCCAGAACCGACCGCUUCCAUCUCCGCCCGGCGAGGCAACGCCCUCCAGCCCAUCUUCCUUCCGCAGCGGCGAAGAGCCAAAGAAAAAUGCAUUUGAAUGUCUUCAUAAUCGGCAGGCCGGAAGUACUUCAUCGCUCGCAAGAAUCAAUGCUAACAGGGAUUUGUCUGAUUGGGAAGAUAAUGGUUUGUUGGCAAGCAAUCUUCAAGUCAACAGGAUGUAUAAUAACCCACAAACAGCAUCAAUGAACCGUCAUCAGUCAAUGAUGGACUUGUCUCGUAUGGCACCGCAGGCUUGCCAGGGCAUUCCUUACGUAGGACCUUUCGGUCCGUUCGGAGUGUUCCCAUACGGAGCUCCAUAUUCCUACAUGCCGGGUGUGCCUUACGGAAGCAUGUCAUAUCUCAGUGACCCCCGAAUGAUGCCACAUCCUUGGGGGUACGCCGGUUCCAGCGGGUCAUUUUCAAACGUUAAUUCGUCGGCGGAAGGUGAAGGAAAGGACACCGAUACGGAAUCAAGCACGAAAAUUGGUCUGGGCGGUAUUAUGGGAAACGGCAUGGUUGAUCCGCGCAUGAGCUCUAUGCGACGCUGCCAAAGCUUUGCGUCGAAUCAAUGGGGCGCCAUGAUGUACCCGCAAGCACCUAGGGCUGCGCCCUUCGAACAUCCGAUGGGUAUGGUACCGUUCGGGGGCUACCCUGGAGGCAACCAAUGGGGGUCUGGGCGAAACUUACAGUCUGUCGACACCAUGCCACCAAUAAAUCCAAACGCCCAGCUCAGCAACAUGGAUGCCAACAGGGCAAUUUGGUACUAUCAUAAUCGUAAUAGACAGCGUCCAAUGGGAGCUGACACAGAAACGUCAGAUUCUGACAUCGACUUCAUCCCGAGGUCAUCACGUUUGCGUUCUGAUAGCCGCCAGGUGUCGCGUCAACCUUCACAGGGAGACAUUCCCAGACAAAGUCCCCACAGCGCUCAUUUCAGCUGUAGCAACUCUGCCUUACAUUCAGAUGGACGACGCGGUCAGCGUACAGGUGACUCCAAGGAUUCCAGACAGAGUUCACCACGGCCCUCCUCUACUCGGGCAUCGUCCCUGGGUGCGUCAGAUUCCAACAUUAAAGACUAUAGCGAUGUAGACUUUGACGAGGAACGUCAUAGCAAUCAAGGAUAUCGUGACAACGGCCGCCAAGGUAGUAGGACUCCUCAAAGAUCCGGUCGUAACUCACCGUCACCCGAACUCACUAUGGAGGAGUACAUUGAUCCGAGCAGUGUUCGACAGCAGCAACCACCAACUCGAGAAUCCAGGUCCAGAGAAAAGGACAGAAAAAGCUCUGUCGGGCCAAGGCGGCCUUCGUACGAACGAGCGACAAAAGAUAACUUCGAGCAGGUGCCAGGGAACCGGUUAUAUAGUUCACAGCCCAUGUCGUCGCCAAGACAGCGUCCACUUGAAUUGUCACCAAAGCCUGAGCCGGUGGUUAAGAUACCUGAGCACACAGCAUGGGGUGCGUCUGUCGCGCCUCGGUUACCCGAGAAGAAGCUAAGCGGGAAAUUAGCGACUGAUGGCCAAAGUCAUGAGGGUGGUACUGGUAGCAUCAAAGCGUCGUCACGUGACAUUGAGGGCACUGAAACUGCGACAAAAUCGACUGUGAGCGGAAGCGCGGAGGAAACAGUUUCAGCAGAAAGUCAAUCGUCUCGAACAGUGUUUUCGACAGAGAGAAAUCUCGACGAAGAAAGUUGUAUAUCCACGUCGGGUCCGUCUAGUCAUUCGGGCUCAGGGUUAGCCACAAACAAUGACCCAGAACCGGCCCGAAUCCGUUGGAGUCCUUCCAAGCAGUGGAUAUGUAUACAUUGCACAUUUAUUAACGUUCCUGGCGUUAAGAUCUGCGCCGUAUGUUGCAAGACCUCCUUCAGAGACCCAUCACCAGAACAGGCUAAACAACAAGGCAACUCAAACAAUGGCCACCAAGAGAACGUUCGAGAACAGGCCAAGGCCGAACAAACGACCAAAGCCAUCGCUGAUAAGCCUCCAUCGAAACCUGUUGAACCAGCCGAAUUAACGGAGCAGGCCGAUCCCAGGACGAGUAUAAGUAAGGACGUCGAUGGUUUCGACUACGAAUUUGUUAAGCAGCAGCGCGAAGUGGAACAGGAAUUGCGGCGACGACUGGAUAACGAGAGACGCAUCGCAGCUGAAAACGCCAAACUUGAAAGAGAAUCUAAUGCGAAAGAAAACUCGAAAGCUUCUAGCGGCUCGACCGGACGAGAUGCACCCAGACAAGAAUCAAAAGAAGGUACAACGCCGUAUGACGCGUACGAAGUGGUAGAAUUUACCUCUGAAGCAGAAUCUGAAACUGAAUCUGGAAGGAGCGUGGAAAAUGAAAAAUAUCCCAAACCUCGAAGCCUUGUAUCGCGGUUCGAAGACAAAAUCAAGAUGAAUAAGGAAGGCUCAUUUACUACUGUGGGACCGUAUCGGCGUAUGAUGGUUAACCAAAACGGCACACCAAAGACGAUUACUUCAAUUAAUCAGGCAAGGUCUCGCUUUGAAACUUCGUUAGGACAAACAUCUGAAUGUGGCUCUAAUUCUAGGCCACGAAAAAGCUCUCUUAAAGGCUCCGAUCUAACACCUUCAUCAUCCAGGUCGUCACUUUCAUCCGAGGAAGGGCUUCAAAAGCCAGAAGCAAGACCCUGUUCUACGCCGGACGACACUGCAGAGUAUCAAGAGGGUCACGGAAACAUAGAGGAAGCCGAGGACGGCAAACUCAGCGAUAGUACACUCGGAGCUCGAAGGAAGAUAAUGGCCCGAGUUGAGGCAAAAGAGAGACACGAAAGAUCUGCUGAAGAAAGUGACGAAGCUGAAGAAGACGCACAGGAAAAGAAGUUAUCGAGUGACUCAGAGGAAGGUUCGGAGAAUUCUCAGAAGAGUCAAAUCUCGAUACCGCGCACAGUCCCUAAAGGGGACAGCCGACAGACAGCAACAGUGUCUGCCAUUAGGGAUGGCGUCCAGCAAACUGUCACUAAGGGGUCUCGCGCUGUCGCCGAUUUCGACAGAAGACAGAUCAGGCCAAGUAAGGUCGCACCAACGACAACAGCUGCAGAAAAGCCAGAUUAUGUCGCUGCCAAAAAAACGAUGGUAACCGCUGUAACAGGCAGUAAGGACACAGACUGGAUCAAAAGAGCGAAGCAUGAUGACCACGUCUUGACACCGUCUCCUAACCACAAAAAGCUCUCGCAGAUGGCUAAAGAUAACGACACGCGACAGUUCGAUAAUAUUGGUGAUGAAGAGGAUCAAAGUACUUCGAUGCCCACAGCGUUCAACCUGAAGAUUCGGUCGUUUCGCAGUGUCGCUGAUUUAAUUGAAGAACAGAGACGUGACCUAGAGAAAGAGAACGCGCUUCAGCUAAUGAAAGCUAUAAAGGAAGGCGAGGCGGUUGGAUUCUCUGCUGAGGAUAUACAGAUCGCCAAAUCACUGUGCGCGGACGCCAAUCCGGUGUUUUGGCUGCAAACAAACUGGGCACACAUAAUCGAAACGGUAAUUCAUCUGGCAAAUUCGUAUGUAGCAGAGAACGCCUUGGAGAACGUGGGUCAGCUCAGUGUGAUGGAAGCCCAAGCGGCCUUGAGGCGACAGCGAGGAAAUGUUUGGAACGCCGUACUUGACUCCGUGGAGAAACGUCAAGCAGUGUUCCAGGAAAUUGCGACUAAAGGUCCGUUUAAACCAGAGGAUAUUCUGCAAGAACUGCUCGCGGCCCAAGGAAAUAUAGACCAGGCAGUGGCCCAGCUCAGUAAUAAUGCGAUGAACGCAUUUCUUGUCAAGAUGUAUGAUGCUAAUAACAACGGACCAUCCGGCAGCGAACCAGCUUUGAGUCGAGCGAGCAGCGAUAAUGACGUUACUCCCGAUGAAAAGAUCGCUUUCUGGUUGCGUAACGCCGAACCAUCAGCAAACAGCGGUUCUUCGGUAAUUUCAUCCAGCUCUGAAAGUCUCAACCUACUGGCUGGACCUGACCUACAACUUCACAAACUAGACCAGCUUAUGAUGAAGCGGCAUAUGCAAAAGAAAGAGGAGACUCGCUACAGGAAAUACAAAGAGCGAAUUGCCUAUACCAGACAGCAUCACAAAAGGGCGAUGGUAGCUGAAACUGGCUAUUUUAAGAAGAAUCCACGAUCCUUAUCAUCCAUGUCAGCUUCCUCAGUCGACCAAGCGUCAUCUGUCACUAGCAAUUCAACGAAUAUUGAGAAGGUCAUUGAGCAACGCAUCCAAAAUGGCAUUAGCACUAUUUUGUCAGCCAUUAAAACGGCUUUUAAUAAAAACAACGAUAUGUCGGCCCAAUCAAAUGAGGAUAACGGUGCCGUUAAAAAUGAGGGAAGACAAAGUUCGAAAUCUAGUUCACCCAAAUCUUCGAGAGACAGUGGAGGUGAUGUUGAAUGUGGAGAGGAAAAGUGCAAUGAUGAUUCUGCGGAAGUCACAAGACCUAAAAAAAACAAAGACGUUUCAAGCGGCAAUAACGCACAUGACACCGACAAGAAAGACAAGGCAAGAGGUACCAGACGGUGCAAGAGAUCUUUGCCAAAACAUAAGGUAACGGACAUGGAAUCGGAACCGGAGAAAAACGACGACAAAUUCGUCCAUGAGAAUCCUACACCGAAGAUAGCCGCCAGCCAACGGGUCCAAACUGCUAUGAACAGUGAUAAUGAAGAAGGCCUAGAGGCGACGAAAAGUAGAAACCAUGAUGCUAACGAGCAAACGACCGGAGUUAGUUUAGAAGGUGCGUCUACCGCUACCGGUGCUGACAACACAACGGAAGAUAGCGAUGAAGUCGACGACAAUGACUAUUCUGAACUUGAACUCGCGGUUGCAACCGUUACACGAGCGGUAGUUGUAUCACCUUUUGAGGUACGGAUGAAGGGUAGCGCAAAGUCACAGGAUUCAGAUGACAGCGAGGAAUUUGAGGAAGCUUCCGAUUUUCUUGAUCCUUCUAUUGUGCAUAACCCUGAAAUUCAUCAUGAGGACAUCACAAAUCCAGAUAAGGAUCGUGACACUUCAGCAAGUCCAGUGACUUUGAAUGAUGUCAAUCAAGGCGUCGUUGAAGGGAGCUCAGCCGCGAAACUGAUUGUGGCGGUUAAAGCUGAUAAAUCCAAGCACUCAAAGGUUGCUCCUGACCCAGCUUCGCCAAUUGAUACCCACAAGAUACGUACCUCGAAGGUCGAAAGCUGUAAAGCAGGCCCGACGACUGAUGCGGCGCAUCACCAGGUCGAAGGUACUCCGGGGCAACAACUACAAAAAGAGAAGCGUCAGUAUUCCCUUGAUGAAAGAGAUGAUAAAAAGUCCGAAAAUGGAGCCGAGCAUGAAGCCAAUAUAGAGGAAGUGCCACUGCUUAAAUUACCUCAAACUUUUGAAAGUAACGAGGAUGAAAAUAGUGCUACGGUUAUAGCCGUCACCGAAUCCCAAGUAGAAAACGUUUCCGAGAUCACCUCAUCUUCUAACCCUUUACUGAGUCUUACUCUCCCUGAAGAGGUAGCAGAUAUUCGAGAUAUUGAAAUUUCGAGUCAGGUGGUUGAUUCCGGAGGCUCCAAGGCGGGUGCAAAUCCAGCCAAGGAUCAACACCAAAAUCAGACUCCGUUAAUUAAUGAUUCCGGAAACGCUAUAUCGGAUACGAGGACAACCGAAUACGAGGACUUCAAGGAACAAAUCGUUGAGCAAGCCGACAGCAAAAUUAUAGAGGACUUUCUGGGACAACAGGCCGCAUACUGGGAGGAACAGGAUCGUUUGGAGCGGGAAGUGACCGGUGGCGAUGCAAAUAAAGAAAUACACAACUCGGAUUCGGCCGAUGAAAAUAUGCGAGGUGACUAUGACCUGUAUGAGGAUGAACUUGGAGUGAAAGGGUAUGUAGCAGACGAGAUUUCAAAGCACGGAUUUGAAGAGAGCGUUAACGAUACGAUAAACCUCCCUGAUGAUCAAAAUGCUUCGUUAAGUGUUGGCCGCACGAAGAACAGUAAAAUAGCUGAGUCAGAAAAUCCGCAUUUUGCUAGUUCCGUAUUUAAUGCUCCUUCUACGGAAGAACUCCAACCUUCUGCUAUGUCAGAGUUGCCGAGCCAAAAGCAUGACGAUAAAGAGGACCUCAUUAAGACGCCAGUCCCAACAGUUCAAUCCAAUAGGAAUACAGAUAGGAAUACUGUAGCCGAGCUUCCAUCGUUUAACAAAACUGCGGCCACAGUCAGAGAUGAGCAAAUCCCAAGUGACUCCAUAGAAGCAAAGAACAAGCCUGAUAAACGGGAGCUCAUAAAACGGAAGGUAGCGUUGACUGAUUCACCGGACGUAUCCGCUACUGUGUUGAAUGGCUCUGCCCCACCCGCCGUGUCAGUUCAUGUAAUUCCAGAAUCUGCGAAGCCAACUGCACAGAAAGACGGACACGACUCUAAUGAUUAUUCGGAUGUAUCAGGUGAUGAGAGUGACGCUGCCAUAAAACGAACUCAAAGUGACCUCGCCAAUCAGGCUGCCAUGAUGAAGGUGAUUAGAAGAUCUCUCGAAGAUUUGGCCCAUUUUGGAGGCAAACCUCAAAAAAUUGCGUCCAAACAUGUCGUGUAUCGAAGGCCAUCGAUUCGUCGUCGCAGUACAAUUGUAAUCGUUGAUCGAGGCGAUGGAUUCGGCCGAUUUCCAGGCGGCGAUGCCAUCAUCAUUAAGCCUCAACGCAGAUUGGAGACGGCUGUAAGACUGUUUGGACAAGAUCUCACGAAAGGAUUUCGUAAUGAGGUCUCAUCUUGUUCGAGAGGACUUAUGGCAGUGGUGAAGAAAUCCCGCACACAACCCCCUCCACAACGUCGUGUCAAAGAUGCAACAGUACUUCAGGAGAAAAACCGGGCCCCUGUGAGCUCGGUAAAACAAAAAGAGUACAAGGAGAGGGCUCACGAGCUGCUCAAAUCUGGAGUGGUGGAAAAUAUGGAACAGGCCCAAAUAGUUGCAGAACUUGUCGAUUUGAAGUUCGACCAAGACGAUGCCAUACUGGCGUCGGAAAAUACGGAUAGCGUCUAUCAGGCAGUUGUAUUCCUUCAGCAGGAGUGUAACAUUUGUGUGGGCACGUAUCCAAUGAGUCAGAUGGUGGCUCUACUCCAAUGCCCCCAUGUUGCUUGUCGAGAAUGCCUCCAAACGUACUUCACGAUACAGAUCCGUGAGCACAACAUAAGUGAAUUGCGUUGCCCCUUCUGCCGCGAGCCCGACCUAGCCGACGAGAAAAUCGAACAGAAUUAUUUCAGCAAUAUGUCUGUUUUGCUGAAGGACCUGUUGGAUAACGAGACGUUUGAGCUGUUCCAGAAAAGACUUGUUGAACGAGCUCUUAUGAAGGACCCAAACUUCUGUUGGUGUCCUCAGUGCUCGUCGGGCUUUAUCACUGUACCCGAACGGAGGAUGGUAACGUGCCCAGACUGCAAAACAACGAUGUGCUCUGCUUGCAGGAAAACGUGGCGGACAGAACAUGAGUCAAUGUCAUGCGACGAAUUCGUCGCGUGGUUAUCUCGUGAGGAGCCAGACUCAGCCGAAAAGGCCCUGGAGACAUUCUUCGAGGAAAACGGAAUUCAGUGUCCAGCAUGUAAAUUUCGCUAUGCUCUUUCUCGUGGCGGCUGUAUGCACUUCAAAUGUCUUCAGUGCGGAUUCGACUUUUGUUCGGGAUGCAACCGGCCAUACAAACAUGGAGAUAAAUGUGGUUUUUCAGUUACCUGUUCCCGAAUGGGUCUCCACGCUCAUCAUCCACGCAAUUGUCUCUUCUAUCUGCGUGACAAAGAAUACGACAAACUUGAAGCUUUACUGAAGGACGCAGGCGUACCUCUCAGAAAAGACCUACCGCCAGGCCAAGAGCAGCAGAAACAAUGCCCUGUUCUUGAAACAAAGGAGACAGCACUCGGCGGAUACAAGGAUGGCAUCUGUGGCAAGCAGGUUGAACCUAAAAUGGCAGGAGUUUGCAGGAAGCACUAUAUCGAGCACCUGGGAAAUCUGAUCUUUAAGCAUAAGAUUGAUCCGUGGCCGAUUCUUGAAAGCGAAGAACUUGAACUCUGUAUCCGGCGGGCCAACAUGAGGCUGCCCUCAAAGUACCAACUUACGGAUGCAGUCUACAAGGACCUCUUACGGAAAAUCGUCCGCGAAGACAUCCCCCUGGAUAAGGUCGACCCUAAGCAAAAGUAGAUAAUUUACUUGACAGAUAUCUCUCUCUCUAUAUAUAUAGCUGUAAAAGAGAUUUGACGACACACCGUUUUUAAUAAUGUCAAUACACACAAUUUAUGAUUAUUAUAAAUAUUUGGAGAAGGAUAUUUCAUAUGACUAGAUGUAUAAGCAAUAAUAUUUGACGACACACAGUCCAACUGAUGUUUGUAUUGCUAUAUCUAUAUAAAUCUAGUUUUUUUUUUCCAUGCAUUCGUAUUUGUACGCAAGUAAAUUAAAUUAGAACUUUAGUGAACUUGUUUAUCUGUUAAAUUUCGAGGCCAGAAAGCCUCUGAGGUAUCAGCCGACUCACGGAUGCACUGAACCGUUCAUUAUUGUCGGUAGUUUUACCUAGGUAAAAAUAGAGUAACGAAUACCUUCCCUGUGGGACAAAUUUUACAAAGACCAGAAGGUUGUAGCUGUUGACAGGCGCCGUUUCUAAGUAGAUACUACAUAUGGUUGAAGUUGUUCUGUGAUACGGCUACACAUCGUUGUACUAAUCGGAAUCAUUGAGUAUCUCUCAGGUAGAUCAGACAUCUCCGCCAUGUUCGUGUUUAAUAGAUUGUAGAUGAGGCUUCAUAAGAGGUUUAUUUUAUCCGUUCGUUAUCAAACAGAACGUAAACUGUAGUUCCCGCCCUAACAGACAACAGAGAUCAUUGCGAAUAAAUCAAAAAGCAUCUAUUUUACGGAACCACAUUGAAGUCGGGGGCGCACAUUAGACCCAGUAUGUCGUUCCGUAUGCCUCUUCUCCGUACGUGUUAGGAAUUGAAAAAUGAAUAGCAGAAAAUUAAUUAUACUGUUCAAUUGGUUCUCUGUUUCGUAGCAACUGAGCCUACGUCUCAUUAGCUCAAACUAUAUCUGUAUACACUAAUUUAUAAAAAAUAGUAUUUGUUUGUUAGCUAGAUUUUACUUACCGUCCCAGCGAUGCAUCACUCACUCUCUUAAAAUGUAUCGUAAAGUUUCCUGUUAAAACACUCGAGCAUAUGACGUAAGUUGGCGGAGUUCCCCUAUGAUCUCUGAGUUAAACGGCAUCAGCCAGGCAGGUGAAAGGUAUAUCUAAUGCCAAACGAAUGUACGCAUAAAACCUGUCUCUCACGAGCCCUCACGAAUGUACAAGGCACUAAUCUAUGAAAAAAAAUCUACACAUUCUCUCAUAUUCUCGUUAUUAUGACCUAAUGAAAACAAGUAAGUCGCACAAGCCCAAGGGCAAAGGAUAUGUGUCGUUAGUAUUUCUGUAUGUUGUCUACAAUAAUUAUCACGAAUUUCGAAUAUGUUUUAGAUUUGAUUUAACAAUAUAGAGAUUGAUAGAUCACGGACAAACUUUUUCUACCUUCGUAGUACCAAAGAUUAAAGCUACUUGGGAGAACCCAACAACAUCUAGUAAACCGAAUGUUCCCUCUCGAUUUUUCGAUGACGUAUGAGCUAUGAGGAUGGGAGAUAGAUGGUAACAAGCCCUGCAGUAAAUGUUCAUCAAACAACGGAAAUUGAUGCAUUCCUCAACGAAGUUACACAUAUAUAGCGAUUAAUUCGACCACCCAGGUGGUUACUAAUGAACGUGUUUUGCAUCUCAAGCGCAACCCACCCUGAGUUCCUAACUACUACAAUUUUUAGGAAUUUUACUUUACUCUCUUAAUCGGGAGACUAUCAAAAGCGCUAGCCGGAAAGCUCAAGGACAUUUUGUUGCCUGUAUUUUUAUCAGGCGUUCUUAAGCAAUUUAUGACCCAAUCUCGA
Messenger RNA from Varroa destructor (honeybee mite), 11368 nucleotides. RefSeq names its product Linear Ubiquitin E3 ligase (gene LUBEL). Gene Ontology annotation, molecular function: ubiquitin protein ligase activity; K48-linked polyubiquitin modification-dependent protein binding; K63-linked polyubiquitin modification-dependent protein binding. Gene Ontology annotation, biological process: protein linear polyubiquitination. Gene Ontology annotation, cellular component: LUBAC complex. NCBI's taxonomy places the organism in Eukaryota, Metazoa, Arthropoda, Arachnida, Mesostigmata, Varroidae. The record is from RefSeq and is a predicted model, not a curated record.